ACUGGGGCCGCGCUGGCUCCGCCCCGGUGCUUUAAGCGGCGGCGGGGCCGGGCCGGGCCCAGAGGAGCCGGUGCCGCGCCUGGCUCAGUCUGCAGGGGCAGCAUGCCGAACUGGGGAGGUGGAAACAAGUGCGGUGCCUGUGGCCGGACUGUCUACCAUGCUGAGGAGGUGCAGUGUGAUGGGAGAAGCUUCCACAGGUGCUGCUUCCUCUGCAUGGUCUGCCGGAAAAACUUGGACAGCACAACUGUAGCAAUUCAUGAUGCUGAAGUUUAUUGCAAAUCUUGCUAUGGAAAAAAGUAUGGCCCAAAAGGUUAUGGAUACGGCCAAGGGGCAGGCACACUGAACAUGGACAGGGGAGAGAGACUGGGUAUUAAGCCUGAGAGCACACCCUCUCCCCACCGACCGACAACAAAUCCAAAUACUUCGAAAUUUGCUCAGAAAUUUGGAGGUGCAGAGAAAUGCUCUAGAUGUGGUGAUUCUGUUUAUGCAGCUGAGAAAGUAAUAGGUGCUGGAAAGCCUUGGCACAAAAACUGCUUCCGAUGUGCCAAGUGUGGAAAGAGCCUAGAAUCUACAACCCUAACUGAAAAAGAAGGAGAAAUCUAUUGUAAAGGUUGUUAUGCGAAGAACUUUGGCCCUAAAGGAUUCGGAUAUGGUCAAGGAGCAGGUGCCCUUGUUCAUGCUCAGUGAGGGAGCACAACUCAAAACCUGUUAUGGCUCUUCUGAGACUCUUCUGCAAGAAAACAGUUUCCUAAAUCUUACUAACUACUGUGAAAUGGAUACUAGCUUACUAUAGUACUUGGGCCAAAAUUUUAGCAAACAUUAAAAAAAAAAAACCCUACUACUUUCCUCCUCCCCUUGCUUUAUUUGCCACAUUUUAACACUUUUAAUACUGUAUAUCUAUUCAAUAAAGCUUUACUUGUUGAUUGUAUCCUAAAAAGAAGUUACAUGCUUUCUCAAAUAUAAUAAAGAGAUGAGAUGUGGACUAGA
Messenger RNA from Dromaius novaehollandiae (emu), 987 nucleotides. RefSeq names its product cysteine and glycine rich protein 2 (gene CSRP2). Lineage: Eukaryota; Metazoa; Chordata; Aves; Casuariiformes; Dromaiidae. Gene Ontology annotation, biological process: actin cytoskeleton organization. The record is from RefSeq and is a predicted model, not a curated record. Bases 103 to 687 code for a protein of 194 amino acids. The transcript is spliced from 6 exons. Gene Ontology annotation, cellular component: cytoplasm.